Messenger RNA from Esox lucius (northern pike), 4780 nucleotides. It is a transcript of the gene tmf1, whose product is annotated as TATA element modulatory factor 1. Gene Ontology annotation, cellular component: endoplasmic reticulum; Golgi apparatus. The transcript has 15 exons. Lineage: Eukaryota; Metazoa; Chordata; Actinopteri; Esociformes; Esocidae. The record is from RefSeq and is a predicted model, not a curated record. Bases 612 to 4118 code for a protein of 1168 amino acids.
CGUUUAUCCAUUAGAAACAUGUCAUCCUAACUACUCGAGUCCGUAAAAAGAGUCGUUCAUAAAGAAUGAAUCAUUCGCGAAUUGUGCAUCACUAGCUCGUUGCUGCUACGUGGAAAGGAAGUAGGUAGCUUGUCUCUCUGGUCGCCAGAAAUACCCAAACAAAUCAACGAUUCUAGGAAAAUACGAUUAAUGAAAGCAGAUAACAUUUCAGCAUUAACGUCCUGAUUGCGGCAGUGCGUUUCCUCCAACCAUAUGGAUGGACUAUCUUGUUAAUGUUGUCUUUCAAUAUACUUUUUAUGUGAUUCAAGGGGCGUAUAGUCUGAUUGUUGAUGUCGUUAACGUUAGCUAGCUAGCUAGCUAGCUACCCAGCUGGCCAAGUUAGCCAAUUCGCUGCUUGGGUCGCAUUGCUAUUGGAGUAUUUUACUUAGAGUCGGCAAAGAUUGUCAACAACAUAUUCGGCACUUGCGUGUAAUGGGCAUGUUAUUUGAAGUUGAUCAGUAAGAUGGCUAACUCACUUGUUAGCAAACCUAAUUCUGAUGUCCAUACUCCUUGCUAAAGAGCGUUCAAUAACGACGUUAGCUGGCUAGCUUGCAAGUGACAUCUAUAUCAUCAUGAGUUGGUUCAGCUCUACCCAGCUGUCAAGCUUUGCCAAACAAGCUUUGACAACAGCUCAGAAAUCAAUUGACCGAGUUCUUGACAUUAAAGAAGACAAAUGGGAUGACACAGUGGUAAUGCCUUAUGACGAUCUAUCAGUGAAGACCCCAUUGAGCGGUGGAUGGGGGAUGACACAAUGGGACUCUGCUCCAGAGGAAUGCACCACAACUCCUCCUCCCUCUUCUGAGGCCAUAACAACCCCUGUCACUCGCACAGUAGUGGAUGAAACUGAGAACUUCUUCAGUGCGUUCCUUGCCCAAGGAGACCUCCAGGGUGUCAUGGGCACUCAGGUGGUGUCUGUACCACCCACCAAGUCCCGCAGGCGGCCACAAGAGAAGGAUGUGGAGGACAAGGACAUUGAUGUCAAGGACGAUGCGGCCCUUCGCAAACCAGGUCCGAAAGGGGCAGAUAGAUUGGAUGAACAGGAAUCUGCUGAGAAUGAGGCAGUCUUGACAGAGUCUUCAAGUCUGUGGUCUUCCUCAGAAGUUGUUCUUGUUCAGACACCAGACCUCCUAGGACUGCCUCAGGGGUCAGAUACGGAUGAUUCUGACAGUCCACAAAUUCAUAAAAGCUGGACGGAAUCCACUGUGGAGGGUAUAACUGGUGUUCCUGAGGAGGAACCAAAGGAUCAACAAUUGAAUCCCUCAGAAACCCAACUUGAAGACGACCCUGAUGCCUCAGGCGAUGACGCUGCGGACGCCUCAGCAGCUACCACCAACACUGAACCGGAGCCCUGCUUUGACCCAGCUCCUCCCGCGCCCCCUAAGGAAAUCAUGUUAGAGCCUGGAGACCCCAAAGCGGAGGGCAGGCAGAGUGACACACCCUCUCCUAAAUCAGAGGACCGGCAGAGCAACACCCCCUCCCCACCCGUAAGUGCUUUCUCUUCAGGCACCUCCACCACAAGUGACAUUGAGGUUUUGGACCAUGAGAGUGUGCAGAGCGAGAGCUCGGCCAGUUCCAGGCAGGAGACGGCGGAGGCCAAGGCAGGCCUCCACCUGAUGCAGGGCUCAUUUCAGCUGCUCUCAGCCUCCGCCUGUGGGGACUUCUCCCGCUUGGAGGAUUACCCCAAGCUGACCGAGAGCUGCGGUUCCUCCUCAGAUGCCUUCGAACGCAUCGACUCGUUCAGCGUGCAGUCCCUGGACAGCCGCAGCGUCAGUGAGGUCAACUCUGACGAUGAAAUCCCAGGGAGCCGGACGCUGGCGUCUGUCACGGCCGGGGCCGCGCCCUCACGACCUGUCAUAGUGUCAAGCACCGCCCAGGAACAGGAUGAAGCAGGGGAGAAGGGCCUGACGGAAGUUGCGAAAGAUCAGUCUCAGGAUGAGAACGAGAUGGAGGAGAGUGGCCGCAGUGCCACGCCUGUUAACAGCGAGCACCCAGAGGACCUGGUAGAAGGGGAAUCGGAGGCAGAUCUUGCACUUUCUGGCCCCAUCCCUGAUCCAGAGGCCCAGCUGCCCCCACCAAUCACGGAGGAGAAAAGAGGAGUGUCAACAUGUCAGAUUCUAGAGCUACAAAAGGUAAUUGAUGAGCUGUCAAGCCGCCUUGAGAAGAGGGAGUUGCAGUUGCUGUCAGUCAGCAAAGAUAAGGCCAGGCUGGAGGAAGAGUGUGACAACCUUAAAGAUGAGGUUAUAGGUCUUAAGGAGGAGAGUACUAGUGUGCAGUCUUUGAAGGAGGAGUUCACCCAGCGCAUCGCAGAUGCAGAGAGGAAAGCUCAGCUAGCAUGCAAAGAAAGGGACAUCGCCAAGAAGGAAAUAAAGGGGAUGAGGGAAGAGCUGUCCACCAGACUCAACUCCAACGAGACCAUGGAGAUCAUCCGUGAGAAGGAGGAGCAGAUCCGUGGGCUCCUGGAUGAGGGCGAUAAGCUGUCCAAGCAGCAGCUUCAACACUCCAACAUAAUCAAGAAGCUGCGGGCCAAAGAGAAGGAGAACGAGGCCAAAAUCACUAAAAACAACCAGAAGCUUAAAGAGCAGGAGGAAGAGAUCAAACAUCUACACCAGAUUCUGGAAGGAAAGGAGCAAGUGGAAAAGCAGCACAGGGACAGCAUUAAGAAGCUGUCCAUUGUGGUGGAGCACCAGGAGAAGGACAUAGUCAAACUCCAAAGUGAUGCCGAGGAGCUCCAGGAAAACAACAGGAGCCUACAGGCUGCCCUUGACAACUCCUACAAAGAGCUAGCAGGGCUACACAAAGCCAAAGCCAGCCACGCCAGUGAAGCCCAGGAGGUUGCUCUGAUCAGGGAAACCCAGGCUAAGGAGGAGCUGGCCCUGGCCCUGGUGAAGGCCCAAGAGGAGGCCCGUCUGCAGCAGGACGCUCUGGUCAACCAGGUUGCUGAUCUGCGGCUGGCUCUGCAGAGGGUGGAACAGCAGCAAGCCAGGAAGGAGGACUACCUGAGGGAGGAGAUCAGGGACCUGCAGCAGCGACUGCAGGGGGCGGAGACCCGGAACCAGGAGCUGAGUCAGAGCGUUACCUCGGCAACACGGCCACUGCUCAGGCAGAUCGAGAACCUGCAGGCGUCGCUGGGAGGCCAGACGGCAUCGUGGGAGAAACUAGAGAAGAGCAUUUCAGAUCGACUAGUGGAGGCACAAGCCCAGCUAGCUGUUGCUGUGGAAAAAGAGCGAGCAGCCACUGAGGAGCUGCUGGCCAUUAAGGCCCAGCUGGCCUCACUGGAAUCCCAGAAUUCCCUGCUUCGCCAGGAGAAAGGGCGUCUCCAUGGACAGCUGGAUGCAGAGAGGACCAGGCGGGAGAAACUGGAAGAUGAAAGCUGCAGGGAGCAUGUGGAGCUGGAGAAUCUGAGGGGAGAGCACACCCGAGCACUGGAGGAGGCCAAGAAGGAGAAGCUGCUCCUGACCAAUCAGCUGGAGAUGGAGAAAAUGAAGGUAGAGCAAGAGAAGAAGAAAUGCUACCUAGCACAGGAGGCCCUGAAGGAAAAGGAGCGGAGGGCACUGGUUCACUCUGUGGGUGAACCCCCAGCCUCUUCUACGCCCUCCCUGUCCCGUUCCAGCUCCAUCAGCGGAGUAGACCACGUGGGCCUGCACACCUCCUUUUCCCAGGAGGACCCUCUGGAUCACUCACUGGGGACGAUGACCUUGUCCAUGAGUGGAACCAACCUCUACGAGGCGGCUCGGCUCAGCGGAGGCUCCAGUAUCAUAGAGAACCUGCAGUCCCAGCUCAAACUCCGAGACGGAGAGAUAGCACAGCUACAGCUGGAGAUCUCUAGUCUGGAAAGGACUCGUUCUUCCCUGGCUGAGGAAAUGGUCAGAUUGACCAAUCAGAAUGAGGAGAUGGAGGAUAGUGUGAAGGAGAUCCCCGCACUGAAAGUGCAACUUCAGGAGCUGGAACAGAGACACAACACCAUACUUCAGAUGUAUGGAGAGAAGGCAGAAGAAGCAGAGGAGCUGAGACUUGACCUGGAAGACGUCAAGAACAUGUAUAAAACACAGAUUGAUGAACUGCUCAAGAACCAGAAAUAGACUCUCUCAAGAACCAGAAAUAGAAAUGUCCAGACACUACCGUCUCCCUGACACAAUAAACCAUUAUUAGUUUAGGUGCAUUUACCGUAGAGGAUGGGAAGAGAUCAUGUUCCUCUUAUUUUGGAUUCUAGUUCUUUUUAUUUUAGAUGCUCCACUGUCUCUAAAUUAAAUGGGAUUUAAUAAUUUGAUUAUUUUAUUAUUUUUAUCAUCUGAAUAUAUCUAUUUAAUAGGAAAAUUGUAAAAAUAGGGGUAAGAAAUCAAACAUGUACAGAUAUGAAGGAUAGUCACAAUUAAGAUUCUACUUUCAUCGUUUCCAAGUGAUUUGACGGUGAUUCACAACCUGACAUCUUACAUAUUGUUUUAGAUAUCCCUGUCCUGUGUGAUAAACUGGCUUCCUACUUUGUGUUUGAUAAGAAGACCCAGAAUAAACUAUCAAGUUCUAUUGACAGUUUCUAGCCCUUAACCUCAGCAUCCUAAUUACCAUCUGGGCUAAAAGUCGAGGCACCCCUGCACGUUCUUUCACUAACUUACACUGUCUUUAGAAAUAAGUUGAAAAUGAUCAAAGUUUUUAUUUGUCUGUUAAUAUUACAGAACCUUUGUUUUUGAUUUAGAACCUAAUAUAUCGUUUGGAAUCAGAAAAUAAACUGAAAUGGCACAACAUU